Molecule: messenger RNA, 3592 nt
Organism: Danio aesculapii
Lineage: Eukaryota; Metazoa; Chordata; Actinopteri; Cypriniformes; Danionidae
Gene: zc3h10
Product: zinc finger CCCH-type containing 10
Exons: 3
Coding region: 381-2006 (541 amino acids)
Molecular function (GO): metal ion binding
Source: RefSeq, a predicted model, not a curated record
UGUCACAGCAACAUCUUUAUUUUGUUGCAUGUUUCCUGUGGUUUGGGGACUUUUAUUUUGACGUUCAUUUUCACAGUGUAGUACCGCACCGGUAGUGCUUCAAAAAAGGAAAGCGGUCAUUCAUGGAGCAUAUAUGUGCUAUAAUGUUAGCACUCACACGGUUGACACAUGCUUCGUUUCGCUAGUAAUGUUGUUCGUUUUACUCAACUUCGUUGCUUCGACCGGUUUUGUGCAGCGGGUGUGCGAGUGGAGCUGUGAUCUGCACUAGCUAUAGUCUGAGCUUCUCCUCCUCCUUUGACUGUAACUUUGAACACUUGUAGGCCUCCAUCUCUCUGUCACCCACAUGAGCGCAGCGUUCUCCUCCCGCCGGGCCGAGCGCCAUGCCUGACCGGGAUAGUGCCUACCUGGCAGGUGGCGGUGGAAGUGGCAGCGGGGACGAGGGCGGGUCUGGGACAGGGGUCGGGGAGGGCCGAGCAACAGCAGUGGGUGGCUCAGCAGGCGGCACGGGGGGUAACGGAGGUCCCGGAGCCAUGGGUGGAGGCGGAGCUUUAGGAAACGGCAACAGCUCCAGUAGCGCUUUGGGACUAGAUGGCGUUUGUCGGGACUUUUUGCGCAAUGUGUGCAAGCGUGGCAAACGCUGCCGCUUCCGCCAUCCCGACUUCAAUGAAGUCCCAGAUCUGGGCGUGCAGAAAAACGAGUUCAUCUUCUGCCACGAUCACCAGAAUAAAGAGUGUGUGCGACCCAAUUGCAGAUUCGUUCACGGGUCAAAGGAAGACGAGGACUAUUAUAAGAAAACAGGAGAGCUUCCGCUACGGCUCAGAGGAAAGGUGGCGGCCGGAUUGGGACUGUCUCCGACCGAUCUCCCGUUUAGCCGUGGAGAGGUGCCUAUUUGCAGGGAUUAUUUGAAAGGAGAGUGUCAGCGGGGGAAUAAAUGCAAGUUUCGGCAUGUCAGGAAGGACUACGACUAUGAAGCCUCAUCCCGGGUUGGAGUGGGAUGUAUGAUAGGAGUCACCGGUGGUGUUAGCGGGAUGGUGAACUCUGGGGGCGGAGGUGCAGGAGGUGUUGGCAGUGCUUGUGGAGGGAUGGCCGGACUUGUUGCUGGUGGUGUAGGGAACUAUAUUGGGAUGGGAUGUCCCAACCUGGGCGGAUGCAGAGAGCAGGCUCUGUCGGGUGGAGUAGGCGGCGGAGGCUCAUUGAGUGGCUGUUUGUCAAUGGGGACAGCGGGUCACAGGCGCUACGACAGGGGCCCGUGCUCUGUCUACGACCCUUUGUUUGAGAAUGGCAUUUUUGAAGCGGGGCCCGUGGAGGCCCCUGUGGACCACACUGUCCUCCAGCUGAAGAGACGGCGUUUGGAGGGGCUGCGGCUUGCUGACGGGACCAGCAGUGGACAUUAUGAUCUGGGGCUUCAGGCCACAUUGGCAACCCGACCCGUAGAGUAUCGCUUACUGGAGGAGGAGAACGCCCUGCUGAGAAAGAGAGUGGAGGAGCUGAAGAAACAGGUCUCCAAUCUCAUAGCCACCAACGAGGUACUUCUGGAGCAGAACGCUCAGUUUCGUAGCCAGGCUAAAGUGAUGACUCUAUCCUCCACCCCUGCUCCAUCUGAGCAGAGUCUAGCGCCCCCUGUGGGCUCUGUGAGCUCCUACAACCACGGCAUUGCCCAGACACACACCACCCUGAGCAGUGCAGGUCUGCAGCCCCGUCCUGUCACUCAACAAGACCUGGUCGCUCCAUCCGGUGCACCGACGGCUCCUCCAGCAAACGCAGCACCACCUUCAGCACCGCCUCCGCAUCUCAACCCCGACCCCAUCUCCGCCGCCCUCGCCCAGACUAUCGCCCAGGGAAUGGCACCGCCCGUUUCAAUGGCUCCAGUUGCAGUUUCUGUGGCGCCGGUUGCUGUGUCCAUGGCACAACCAUUACCGGGCAUCACCAUGAGCCAUGCAACCACGCCAAUGGUAACGUAUCCCAUCGCUAGUCAGAGUAUGAGGAUCACAACCUUGCCUCAUUAGCAUGGGCAGAUGACGUCAGCAAUAUAUAAACAAAAAAACUCAGAAUCAGGCUGAACUUUCUAGAAAUUCUUUCUCUUUACUGAGAAAUUAGCUUUCUCAGGUGAAGGAUGAGUUUUGACUGAACAUGCGUACAGAUUUCUGUGUACAGUAGGAUUUUCUUUUGUGAACUUAUGGAAUAUAUUUGAGUUUUUUCUUGCCAUGCUUUAGCGGAUGAUUGCCUUUAAAGACUCUUGGAGACAUUUGAGUGAUGUAGCUAAUAUGCUAAUCACUACAGAAGGAUUGUGAAUUUACUUGUUAGCUGUUUUAGUUUAUUUUUAUGUGUCUGAGCUGAUUAUUAGCCUUUUGCACAGAAAUAAUAAACAAGAUAAUGUAUGUUAAACGCCGUUUUUAAAGUGAUAGUUCACUCAAAAAAAGAAUUUUCUUUUGUUAGUACUUGGUCUUAAGUGGUAAACUAAAAAACUGUAUGCCCUGACUUUCGUACACCCAAAAAAAACUUAUUUUUGCUGCUUGUUAAAACUACUUAAUUAAAGUGAGCUGAAACAACACAAUUCAAGGGAUUUAUUUGGGACAACUUAAUUGUUUUAUGUUCAAUCCACUUAAAUAUGUUAACUAAAUCGAUUUGUGUUUGGACUAGGGUUGUCACAAUACUGAAAUUCUGUAUUAAUCGAUACUGAAAUCUCCCGUUAACAUUUGAGUGUGUUAUUUAACAUCGCUGAUUUGCCAUUGUGUUCACGUGCUCAACAGCAAUGACUGUGAUUUGAUUGGCCGUGAAGGUCAUCAGUAUACCAAACUCACCGCUGUUUACUGAGUGUAAGCACAGAUACAGGGACACUGGAGUGUUUUAAAGCCACAAUUCAUCAGCAGAUUGCUCGUAUGUCAGUUUAUAGACAAACCAGCUGAUCGACAUGGCUUUAAUACACUCCAGUGUUUCUGUAUCUGUGGUUACACUCAGUAAACAGCGGUGUGUUUGGUGAACUGAUGACCUUCACCACCAAUCACCGUCUAUUCUGUUGAGCACAUGAACACAAUAGCAAAUCAGUGCUGUUUAAGACAACAGCGCUCAAAUGUUAGCGGGAAAUGGACGUUUUUAAAAUUUCGGUAUCGAAUUACAGUAUCGUGACAACACUAGCUGAGACAACAUGAAUGAAUUGUGUGGAGGAUUUUUUACAGUGCAGUAGGAAAAAUCUUCAAAUAAUCUUAUGUGUUCAACACAAAAUAAAUCAAACAGGUUUGGAACAAGUAAAAGGAGAGUAAAUGAUUGAGUUUUAACUUUUGGAUGAACUAUCCCUUUAACUCCGGUCAUGUUUUACGUCAAACAAAACAGAAAAGGCAUAAAAUGUGUUGUAUUUCUUUUUUUGGAAAACUGAAUAGAUGCAUUUUUCUGUCAGAAUGCAGGUCAUGUUUUCUUCAUCUUGGGUGAGUAUCAUUCUGAAAUGUUGAUGGAAACAAAUAUAUAUAUUUCUUAUCAAACCAAAUCUUCACUUUCUCUUUUCUUGAAUAUAUAAUCUGAUCACCGUGAAUAGAUUUGAGUUUAACAGGAUCUCUUUAGUUUAUAUAGUUGAAUUCCUACUUGUUUUUUAAAGUUU